AUGCCUCGCUUCGCAGAGGGGACGGGAAUCCCAAUUCGUGGCAAUGAGUUUCUACCACCAAAGCCCACGUCGCCGACGGAGACGCAGAUGCCCGAUCGAAUCCGGAUCAAGAAUCGGCGAAAACGGUACUUGGAUACUCACCCAGAAUAUUUUGGACCUCAGCUUGAGCUGGCAGUCCGCCGCUUCCAAACGCCCGCUGAACGCGAAGCCGAAGGUCGGCAAAAAGGCUACUCUGGAAUCCUUGAAGCGGACCUGUACCGCAGCGAGGCGAAGCUCGACGCGCUGCGGCAUCCCGACCCUCACGCCCUGUUCACGUACAGGCGCGGACCGAACGGAGAAAUACUGGCCGAAGAUCGAGACGAAGUGCCUGCAAACAAGGAGGAAGGCCUUGCAAGGUGGAAGUGGGAGAUGCAGGUCCGCUUUAUGAGAGGCGGAGAUGACGAUUUCGACUAUGACUCCGUGGACUACAACCCCGAGUACGACGACCGAGUCCUGGAAGAGAGAGACGCGGAAGACCGCUACUUUGACGAGCAAGAGCCCGAAUUUGUCAAGGGCGAGGAGGCGCUUCCAAGGACCCAAAGCCAUGAGUUACAGGGGGAGACUGGGGUUCAGGACUUUUGA
Fonsecaea nubica is the source of this 621-nucleotide messenger RNA. RefSeq lists its product as hypothetical. Bases 1 to 621 code for a protein of 206 amino acids. The record is from RefSeq and is a predicted model, not a curated record. The transcript has 2 exons. Lineage: Eukaryota; Fungi; Ascomycota; Eurotiomycetes; Chaetothyriales; Herpotrichiellaceae.